AUGUCUCCAUACCUCGAUAUGGAUGAUCUUGACAGCCUGCAAAUAAGUAUCAACUCCAAAGCUUUGCGCCUCUUCAAAGAAAGAAAAGGGCAGGCCCCAUUGCAAGUUAGUAGACUCUUCAGAGAUAAGGGUGGAGAGAAAACGGACAAUUCAUGUUUUGUUCGGGACCAACAUGUCUGGGACAAGUCCCAAAUCGAAGCCUUGAGAAAAGACUUUCGUAAUUCGACCCAAAUGUUUUAUAUUCGCCAAGCCCGCUCAUGGACAACAAUAGACAUUUCAAGAGAACUGUUCGAAGACUUCAUGGAUGUUUAUACAGUAUUUCCACCUUUCUGGAAAUGUAUUUUUACGUUUGGUCUGAAAAUAGCUGAAAAUGAGUUUGAAUUUCCUGGUUUCAGAGGGAGACGAACUCGUGAUACGGAAGGAGGUCAAGACACGUAUGAAUCUGCCUAUGUGCUUCGCAGGGCAGAGAUUAACGGGCGCGGUAACCAGGAGGGCCAAAAGGAAUGGUCAAUACGGCAAACUGCUAUCUAUCUCCAGCUUCAAUUUUCAACAACACAAGAAAGAACUCCCAAUAGACAACCGAGAUCUACCUUCUUAGUAAUUGCACCAUCUAAGAACAUGGAGACUCAGCUAGCGGGAGCCUUUGAGCAAAGCCUUCAAAAGGAUUUCUAUGUUUCGCCAUGGAAUAUCCAGAGACUGCUCCUUGCCGACAGCUUGAAAGGCUGGCCAGAUUAUAUGGCAAGUCUACAAAAACGCUUAAAGAAGCAGUCGGAUCGAAUUGUGGUUGCAGAGGUUGGAUAUAAAAAAGAGAACCUCUCUCCUCUAGAUAUCACCAUCAACUUCGAAGACCGCCAAGAUUUGAAAAUCAUAGAGGAUUCAAUCAUCGAUCUGGAUGUCAUAUUGCCGACGAUGUUAAACACAAUAAAGAGGAUCCGGGAGCAGUGCCAGAAAUGCAAUGAGGGAGUAGGAGACGACGAAAGAUGUUACCUGGAAGAAAUCUUGGAAGAGUUUGACGAAUAUGUCAAAGAAGCCGAGAUUCUCGUGCAACGAGCCAAUAUCCUAAAGGAAACAGCACGUUCUACUUCCCAGCUGAUUUCUAAUCUACUGAGCUAUGAGGAAGCAGUCGCUUUGAAAGAUCUCACGAAAGAGUCGCAAGCAGAGAAUACUUUAAUGCGAGGACUUGCAGAGAGAAGCACAAAAGAUGCUGCAGCGGUCAAGAUCCUAACUGUCAUCACCCUCGUCUAUUUGCCUACAACGAUCGUGGCUAAUUUCUUCUCGACCGAGUUUGUCCAGACAAAUGAUAGUGGUCAUAUGACUUUGACAAGCAAUGCAUGGUUACUUGCUGCAAUCGCGGUUCCCUUGACCGUCUUCACAGUUAUGCUUUGGUGGACCUGGGUACAUUUCUUUACCCAUGUCACAGCCGCACCUCCUGCCCCAGAGCCUCUGCAGAGACAUGGACGCCAGGAUAGCUUCCGGUCUUUCCUGUCGUUCAAAAAGAAGAAGCAGCUCCCAUCCGACAUAGAGACCGGGCCCAGUUCUUUGCAAACACCUCCAUUUUCUCCUGCAUCAUUUCACGAUUCUGCCAUUGGAACUUGGUCCACCACUGCAACGACCGCGAAAAUAGGGCUCAAAGCAUCCUUCCCAAUGGUUCGAACCGCGCUCAAAUGCUUGGUGCAACCUUUUACCAGCAUAUUUCGCCCAUCGCAAAAGAAACAGGAAAAGGCGGAAACGGAAGAGAAAGCUAAACAACAGCAAAGAACCCCGCCAACGUCCAACGGCGAUGAUCCUGCUUCGAAGCCAAUUGAUUCGCCUGGCCCCUCAGCUCCCAAGAUCGCGAUUCACAGAGCAACAGAGCUUAUCCCUACCUUAACCAAAGAAAAUUCAGCUCUAUCGCCCAACUCGUUAGUUCCAGAAGAGUCAUCUAGACGAAAUUCUGAAUCCUCAUCGCAGUGCAGCCGGUCAGACAGCAAAGGGUCUACGACUGAUGGCGAUUCGCUCAAAAAAAGAUUGCGCCGCGCCCGCAAAGAAUGUCUCAAGCGUUCCCAAAACUUCUUCGUUCCAAUAGCUGCGCAAGACGAAUUGUUAACAAAGGAUGCGAUCGCGAAGGAUAUACAAGCAAGAAACCCGGGAAUUGGAGAAGAUGAGGCUCAUAAAUGUGCGGAGAAGGCCCGCCAAUGCGCCAAACAACUAUGUGCAACUCUAGCAUAUAUUGGAAAGGGCGCUGAUAUAUGCACACUUCUCCAGGAGGGGAUAACGGAUCAAGAUUUGCCACUAGUGCGGGCAUCUGAUGGAUCAUUUGCUCUGCAGCGUCGAACUGGAGAGCCGAUUAAGACUUUUGAAGAAUGGAAUGACGAAGAUCUCGAGGAUUUCGACCGCAUACAAUACUGGAUGACCGCACCGGUCUUCCAAGACAAAGAGCAUAAAAAUUUGGACGAAAAAGACAUCCUUCCAUUCAUGAAGUUCAAGUCCUCUGAGACGCAGCAGGCAAAGCUAGGCGGGUACAGUGAGGUGUUUCCAGUUCGGAUACAUCCUGCUCACCAUGAGUUUUGGGAGCCCUAUGGCUGUGAGGAUAACGAGCCACUCGUUGCUGUGAAACAGCUGUUCUCCCCCGACGAGACUGAAUUCGAGAAGGAAGUGUCCAUCCUUAAGGCGCUUGGCAGCAAGUCUCCCCCGCAUCCCCAUCUCAUCAAACUUCUCGCCACAUACAAGAGGGAGGAGAAAUAUCACUUGAUGUUCCCUUACGCAAAUGCCAACCUGAGAACGUAUUGGGAGGAACGGCCUACACCCAGCUUUGAUGAAGCGAAUGUCUUAUGGUCCAUGAGACAGAUGACUGGAAUUGCGAAUGCCCUGAAUCUAAUCCACCACUUCAGUGUGACGAUCCCGUUGAACGUUCCCGGUCCUGGGGAAGUGAGACUCCAAGAGGACGUCAAAUUGAGCGUUCGCAAAGGUGAAGAAUUGUUCGGGCGACAUGGGGAUAUCAAGCCAGAGAAUGUAUUAUGGUUUAAAGAGAGUCGCGAGAGCAAAGAUGCGAUGGGUGUUUUACAAAUCGCGGACUUUGGCUUGGGCCGAUUUCACGGCCGAGAAUCCCGUUCCAAGGUUCCUCCUGAUGGUGUAUUUUCCUCCCCGACAUAUGAGCCACCUGAAUGCAAGCUCCGCCAUCCAGUCUCACGGGCUUAUGACAUCUGGAGUCUCGGCUGUCUCUACCUAGAAUUCAUCACCUGGCUCCUGAAAGGCACUGCUGAGAUAGAAGGGUUCUCCAACUUCCGCGGACGCGACUCGACAAACACGGGAGUAAACAACGACAAAUUCUUCACCAUGGUCGAAGAAGGAACAGCUGCCACUGUUCGAGAUGAAGUUGUCACAUGGAUUGAUCAACUUCACUGCCACGAGCGAUGCUCACAGCUUAUCCACGACCUUCUUGAUUUGAUAAUGAAAGAGCUCCUGAUCAUCGAGUCGAAGAAACGCAGCAACUCUGUAUGGCUGUUUCGGCAACUGAACAUGUACCUGGGAAAAGCUGAAAAGGACAAAGAAUACAUGCUCAAACCCGUACCACGAGAACAGAAACCACCAAACGAACGGUCGCACUCAACACCCACUGGUCUUGGACCCCCGAAGCACGGGACGCGAAUCUCAUUCUCGGACUCUCCACCAAACCGCCUUGCAUCUAAGACACUGUCGAAUAUCCAGACCGAUAAUGCCCCAAAUGAUGUAGUGCUGAGGAAGAUGGGAACGCGAAACUACAGGCCGAAGAAAGGAGUCACUUGGCCAGCAGUCCGUCCCGUCCAAGGCUGA
This is a messenger RNA of Lachnellula hyalina, 3792 nucleotides long. RefSeq lists its product as uncharacterized. The coding region runs from base 1 to 3792 and encodes 1263 amino acids. Gene Ontology annotation, molecular function: protein serine/threonine kinase activity; ATP binding. Gene Ontology annotation, biological process: peptidyl-threonine phosphorylation; peptidyl-serine phosphorylation. The transcript is spliced from 10 exons. The record is from RefSeq and is a predicted model, not a curated record. Lineage: Eukaryota; Fungi; Ascomycota; Leotiomycetes; Helotiales; Lachnaceae.